CAUCGCCAUCGUAUUUUCGGUACGCUUUUAAAUGUAAGUGUCAUUGCGAAGUCAGCAUGCUGAACGGGAAGAGGAUCUGAGAUGGUCUGCGGGAAGAAAGGGAUGGUGGUAGAUCGCAUUGCCAUUAGGAUAUCGACUCGAUUGUACGACUUAUCGCCACCGUUGCUCGACAUACAUUCGCCUUCGAUCUCGGACUGAAGAAGAUUGCAAGGAGGCGCAAGAAUGUCAGCGCCAUCGAUCUUGAUUAUUUGCCAAAUCGCCAUUCCUCAGCCCUCCUCUUCAGCAGGAUCUCGAUGUCUCGAUUCUCUCACCUUAGUAUGAUUCAUGUACUUACAUUCAUCCUCCUCCUUUAAUACAGUCGAAGCGUCUCAAGUCGAUUAACAUCAUCAAAAAUGGGUAAGGUGCACGGUUCAUUGGCUCGUGCCGGUAAGGUCAAGGGUCAAUGCCCAAAAGUUGAAAAACAAGAGAAGCCCAAGCAACCCAAGGGUCGGGCACACAAGCGUUUGUUGUACAACCGCCGUUUCGUUAACGUCGUUUUGGGACCCAGCGGUAAGAGAAAGGCCAACGCUCAAAGCUAAACAAACCUUUUCUCUACUAUGAUUCGAUUCUAUCAAACAUGCUUCACCGUCUCAAGUCCUUUGAUUUCCUUGGAACAUCUACGGUGAUGUCAACUUGGAUCGAUGUUGUAUUUUGGCAUUCCCUAUGAGCAAGCUACGGCUACCAUAUGUACACUUGUCUACUAUCAUGACGACGCAAAAACCACAUUUUUGCUUAUAUUAGCAAUUCAUCAUCUCAAUAUAAACACAUACAUCUCG
Meira miltonrushii is the source of this 815-nucleotide messenger RNA. RefSeq names its product ribosomal protein S30. Gene Ontology annotation, cellular component: ribosome; cytosolic small ribosomal subunit. Gene Ontology annotation, molecular function: structural constituent of ribosome. The record is from RefSeq and is a predicted model, not a curated record. Gene Ontology annotation, biological process: translation. The transcript has a single exon. Lineage: Eukaryota; Fungi; Basidiomycota; Exobasidiomycetes; Exobasidiales; Brachybasidiaceae. Bases 393 to 578 code for a protein of 61 amino acids.